CGGUUACUAAAAAACGUCAGUCCUUUUGUUUUCUUCUAAAAAAAACUUCCAUCUUUUAUUUCUUCUCUGUUGUAUAUAAAAACCCAACUUUCAAGAAUCAAUACAAUAAUCCCCAUGUUGAAGUCUUGUAGAUUUGUAUUGUUUAUUAAUUGAUUCUUUCUUUGUUUUAUUACUCCUCAUUGCUUGCCUUGUAAUUCAAAAUCAUCUUGGUAAAAUUUGGGAGAUCCUUGGAUGAAAUCUGGUCAGAUCUUGCUUUCUGGGUUGUGGAUUUUGGUGGGUCUUAUAUUGCAAUAGCAAGUUCAUUUUCUCUUUUCUUCUCAUCACACCGAGAAAGAAAGAAAGAAAGUGAGAGAAACAAACAGAAAAUUUCUUAUUUUUCCUUCCUGUUUUCUUGGAUCUUGAAUUGGAGCAAUGGGAUUGCCCACAGAGUCACAGUUUCAUGUCUUAGCUGUUGAUGAUAGCCUCAUAGACAGAAAACUCAUUGAGAGGCUCCUCAAGACCUCAUCAUUUCAAGUUACCACAGUGGAUUCUGGUAGCAAGGCUUUACAAUUUCUGGGUUUGAAUGAAGAUGAGCAGAGCAACCCAGAUCAACCCUCUGUUUCUCCAAACAAUCAUCAGGUAGUGGAAGUGAAUCUGAUUAUUACAGAUUACUGUAUGCCUGGAAUGACAGGCUAUGAUUUGCUCAAGAAAAUUAAGGAAUCUUCAUCUCUGAGAAAUAUACCGGUAGUGAUUAUGUCAUCUGAGAAUGUUCCUUCAAGAAUAAACAGAUGCUUAGAAGAAGGAGCAGAGGAAUUUUUUCUCAAACCAGUGAGAUUAUCUGAUGUAAAUAAGCUUAAACCUCAUAUGAUGAAAACCAAACAUUUGAAUCAUCAAAAGCAAGAAAAUCCAGAUCAAGAAAAUCAAGAAAACCAAGAAGCAGCAAAAACACAAGAGCUUCAACCGCAACAACAAUCCAACAACAAUAACAAGAGGAAAGCUAUGGAAGAAGGGCUUUCACCAGAUAAAACAAGACCAAGAUUCAAUGGCAUCACUACUGUGAUCUGAUUAAUCCUUGCAAAUAAUUUUUUUCUCUUUUUCUUUCUCUUUAAUUUGAAAAUUAAAUUCUCUUAACCUUUUUUUUUUCUUCUCAGUUUUAUGGGUUUUGGUACCUUAGUGUUGCUUAAUACAAGAUCAAGAAGAUUGCAGAGAGAGAGAGAGAGAUUCAUCAUUAUGAUGAUGAGAGACCAGUACACAUUUUACAUGAACAUAUUUCAUUCCAAUUUUGUCUU
Messenger RNA from Camellia sinensis, 1268 nucleotides. RefSeq names its product two-component response regulator ARR9. NCBI's taxonomy places the organism in Eukaryota, Viridiplantae, Streptophyta, Magnoliopsida, Ericales, Theaceae. The record is from RefSeq and is a predicted model, not a curated record. Gene Ontology annotation, biological process: cytokinin-activated signaling pathway; phosphorelay signal transduction system.